AUGGCUGACAGCAUCCCGUUAAAUCCGGUGAGAAAGAACUCGAGGAGAAUUCCGUAUUACAACUCCGCCAGACUUUCCAGGUUCUCCUUUGAAGAUGACCCGUCCAACCUGGAUGAGAUGCCUCUGAUGAUGUCUGAGGAGGGGUUUGAAAACGAUGAGAGCGAUUACCAGACUCUGCCGCGGGCCCGGGCCAACCAGCGGCGCCGGGGCCUGGCCUGGUUCCUGUUUGGGGGCUGGAAGGUCCUCUGUGGCAGCUGCUGCGACUGUCUGGCUCGAUGCUGCAGGAGAAAGAAGGAGCUGAAGGCGAGGACCGUGUGGCUCGGAUGUCCCGAGAAAUGUGAAGAGAAAUACCCCAAAAACGGCAUCAAGAACCAGAAGUACAACAUCAUCACGUUUGUGCCUGGGGUCCUGUAUCAACAGUUCAAGUUCUUCCUCAACCUCUACUUUCUCAUCGUGGCCUGUUCCCAGUUUGUGCCGUCGCUGAAGAUCGGCUUUUUGUACACGUACUGGGCGCCGCUGGGUUUUGUGCUGGCGGUGACGAUGGUCCGAGAGGCCGUGGAUGAAGUGCGGCGAUAUCGAAGAGACAAAGAGAUGAACUCUCAGCUCUACAGCAAACUCACCGUCAGAGCCCUCACCGCCCUCACCCGCCCUCACCGCCCUCACCUCACUCACCGCCCUCACCGCCCUCACCUCACUCACCGCCCUCACCUCACUCACCGCCCUCACCGCCCUCACCGCCCUCACCUCACUCACCGCCCUCACCUCACUCACGCCCUCACCUCACUCACCGCCCUCACCGCCCUCACCGCCUCACCUCACUCACCGCUCUCACCGCCCUCACCUCACUCACCGCUCUCACCGCCCUCACCGCCCUCACCGCCCUCACCUCACUCACCGCCCUCUCACCUCACUCACCGCCCUCACCGCCCUCACCGCCCUCACCUCACUCACCGCCCUCACCUCACUCACCUCACUCACCGCCCUCACCGCCCUCACCGCCCUCACCGCCCUCACCGCCCUCACCGCCCUCACCUCACUCACCGCUCUCACCGCCCUCACCGCCCUCACCUCACUCACCGCCCUCACCGCCCUCACCUCACUCACCGCCCUCACCUCACUCACCGCCCUCACCGCUCUCACCGCCCUCACCGCCCUCACCUCAUCACCUCACUCACCGCCCUCACCGCCCUCACCGCCCUCACCGCCCUCACCUCACUCACCGCCCUCACCUCACUCACCGCCCUCACCGCUCUCACCGCCCUCACCGCCCUCACCGCCCUCACCGCCCUCACCUCACUCACCGCCCUCACCGCCCUCACCGCCCUCACCUCACUCACCGCCCUCACCUCACUCACCUCACUCACCGCCCUCACCGCCCUCACCUCACUCACCGCCUCACCGCCCUCACCUCACUCACCGCCCUCACCGCCCUCACCGCCUCACGCCUCACCGCCCUCACCGCCCUCACCUCACUCACCGCCCUCACCGCACUCACCGCCCUCACCGCCCUCACCUCACUCACCUCUCACCGCCCUCACCGCACUCACCGCCCUCACCGCCCUCACCGCACUCACCGCCUCACCGCCCUCACCUCACUCACCGCCCUCACCUCACUCACCGCCCUCACCGCCUCACCGCCCUCACCGCCCUCACCGCCUCACCGCCCUCACCGCCCUCACCGCCCUCACCUCACUCACCGCCCUCACCGCCCUCACCUCCCUCACCUCACUCACCGCCCUCACCGCCCUCACCGCUCUCACCGCCCUCACCUCACUCACCCACUCACCGCCCUCACCUCACCCUCACCUCACUCACCGCCCUCACCUCACCCCUCACCGCCCUCACCGCCCUCACCGCCCUCACCGCCCUCACCUCACUCACCGCCCUCACCCACCGCCUCUCACCGCCCUCACCUCACUCACCGCCUCACCGCACUCACGCCCUCACCGCCCUCACCGCCCUCACCUCACUCACCGCCCUCACCGCACUCACCGCCCUCACCGCACUCACCGCCUCACCCCCUCACCGCCCUCACCGCCCUCACCUCCCUCACCCACUCACCGCCCUCACCUCACUCACCGCUCUCACCGCCCUCACACCGCCCUCACCGCCCUCACCGCCCUCACCGCCCUCACCUCACUCACCGCCCUCACCUCACUCACCGCCCUCACCGCCCUCACCGCCCUCACCUCACUCACCGCCCUCACCGCCCUCACCUCACUCACCGCACUCACCGCCCUCACCGCCCUCACCUCACUCACCGCCCUCACCGCCCUCACCGCCCUCACCGCCCUCACCGCACUCACCGCCCUCACCGCCCUCACCGCCCUCACCGCCCUCACCGCCCUCACCGCCCUCACCGCCCUCACCGCCCUCACCGCCCUCACCGCCCUCACCGCCCUCACCUCACUCACCGCCCUCACCUCACUCACCGCCCUCACCGCCCUCACCGCCCUCACCUCACUCACCGCCCUCACCGCCCCCGCCCUCACCUCACUCCGCCCUCACCUCACUCACCGCCCUCACCUCAUCACGCACUCACCGCCCUCACCUCACUCACCGCCCUCACCGCCCUCACCGCCCUCACCGCCCUCACCCACUCACCGCUCACUCCCUCACCGCCCUCACCGCCCUCACCGCCCUCACCGCCCUCACCUCACUCACCGCCCUCACCUCACUCACCGCCCUCACCUCACUCACCGCCCUCACCGCCCUCACCGCCCUCACCCUCUCACCGCCCUCACCGCACUCACCUCACUCACCGCCCUCACCUCACUCACCGCCCUCACCGCCCUCACCGCCCUCACCGCCCUCACCGCCCUCACCUCACUCACCGCCCUCACCUCACUCACCGCCCUCACCGCCCUCACCGCACUCACCGCCCUCACCGCCCUCACCGCCCUCACCUCACUCACCGCCCUCACCUCACUCACCGCCCUCACCUCACUCACCGCCCUCACCGCCCUCACCUCACUCACCGCCCUCACCGCCCUCACCGCCCUCACCGCCCUCACCGCCACUCACCGCCCUCACCGCCACUCACCGCCCUCACCGCCCUCACCGCCCUCACCGCCCUCACCGCCCUCACCGCACUCACCGCCCUCACCGCCCUCACCGCCCUCACCGCCCACUCACCGCCCUCACCGCCCUCACGCCCUCACCGCCUCACUCACUCACACGCCCUCACGCCACACGCCCUCACCGCCCUCACCGCCCUCACCGCCCUCACCGCCCCACCGCCUCACCGCACUCACCGCCCUCACUCACUCACCGCCCUCACCGCCCUCACCUCACUCACCGCCCUCACCUCACUCACCGCCCUCACCCUACUCACCGCCCUCACCGCCUCACCUCACCGCCCUCACCCCACCCACUCACCGCCCUCACCGCCCUCACCGCCCUCACCGCACUCACCGCCCUCACCGCCCUCACCCCACUCACCGCCUCACUCACCGCCCUCACCUCACUCACCGCCCUCUCACCUCCCUCACCGCCCUCACCGCCCUCACCGCACUCACCGCCCUCACCUCACUCACCGCCCUCACCGCCCUCACCUCACCGCACCUCACCACCUCACUCACCUCUCACCUCACCGCCCUCACCGCCCUCACUCACCGCACCUCACUCACCGCCCUCACCGCCCUCACCUCACCACGCACUCACCUCCUCACCGCCCUCACCUCACUCACCGCCACUCACCGCCCUCACCGCCCUCACCUCACUCACCGCCCUCACCCACCUCACCACCGCCCUCACCUCACUCACCGCCUCACCGCCCUCACCUCACUCACCGCCCUCACUCCGCCCUCACCGCCCUCACCUCACUCACCGCCCUCACCUCCCUCACCGCACUCACCGCCCUCACCUCACUCACCGCCCUCACCUCACUCACCGCACUCACCGCCCUCACCUCACUCACCGCCUCACCGCCCUCACCUCACUCACCGCCCUCACCGCCCUCACCUCACUCACCGCCACUCACCUCACUCACCGCCCUCACCGCCCUCACCUCACUCACCGCUCUCACCGCCCUCACCUCACUCACUCACCACCGCACCACCUCACUCACCGCCCUCACCGCCCUCACCGCCCUCACCGCCCUCACCGCACUCACCUCACUCACCGCCCUCACCGCCCUCACCGCCCUCACCGCCCUCACCUCACUCACUCACCGCCCUCACCUCACUCACCGCCCUCACCGCCCUCACCUCACUCACCGCCCUCACCGCCCUCACCGCCCUCACCGCCCUCACCGCCCUCACCGCCCUCACCGCCCUCACCGCCCUCACCGCCCUCACCGCCCUCACCUCACUCACCGCCCUCACCGCCCUCACCGCCCUCACCGCCCUCACCGCACUCACCGCCCUCACCGCCCUCACCUCACUCACCGCCCUCACCUCACUCACCUCACUCACCGCCCUCACCUCACUCACCUCACUCACCGCCCUCACCGCCCUCACCUCACUCACCGCCCUCACCGCCCUCACCUCACUCACCGCACUCACCGCACUCACCUCACUCACCGCCCUCACCGCCCUCACCUCACUCACCGCCCUCACCGCCCUCACCGCCCUCACCGCCCUCACCGCACUCACCGCCCUCACCGCCCUCACCUCACUCACCGCCCUCACCGCCCUCACCUCACUCACCGCCCUCACCGCCCUCACCUCACUCACCGCACUCACCGCCCUCACCGCCCUCACCGCCCUCACCGCCCUCACCGCCCUCACCUCACUCACCGCCCUCACCGCCCUCACCUCACUCACCGCUCUCACCGCCCUCACCUCACUCACCGCCCUCACCUCACUCACCGCCCUCACCGCCCUCACCGCCCUCACCUCACUCACCGCACUCACCGCCCUCACCGCCCUCACCGCCCUCACCGCCCUCACCGCCCUUACCUCACUCACCGCCCUCACCGCCCUCACCUCACUCACCUCACUCACCGCCCUCACCUCACUCACCGCCCUCACCUCACUCACCGCCCUCACCGCCCUCACCUCACUCACCGCCCUCACCUCACUCACCGCCCUCACCUCACUCACCGCUCUCACCUCACUCACCGCCCUCACCGCACUCACCUCACUCACCGCCCUCACCUCACUCACCGCACUCACCGCCCUCACCUCACUCACCGCCCUCACCUCACUCACCGCCCUCACCGCCCUCACCUCACUCACCGCUCUCACCGCCCUCACCUCACUCACCUCACUCACCUCACUCACCGCCCUCACCUCACUCACCUCACUCACCGCCCUCACAGCCCUCACCUCACUCACCGCCCUCACCUCACUCACCGCCCUCACCGCCCUCACCGCCCUCACCGCCCUCACCGCACUCACCUCACUCACCGCCCUCACCGCCCUCACCUCACUCACCGCCCUCACCUCACUCACCGCCCUCACCUCACUCACCGCCCUCACCUCACUCACCGCCCUCACCGCCCUCACCUCACUCACCGCCCUCACCGCCCUCACCGCCCUCACCGCCCUCACCUCACUCACCGCCCUCACCGCCCUCACCGCCCUCACCGCCCUCACCGCACUCACCGCCCUCACCGCCCUCACCUCACUCACCGCCCUCACCUCACUCACCUCACUCACCGCCCUCACCUCACUCACCUCACUCACCGCCCUCACCGCCCUCACCGCCCUCACCUCACUCACCGCCCUCACCGCCCUCACCGCCCUCACCUCACUCACCGCCCUCACCGCCCUCACCUCACUCACCGCCCUCACCGCCCUCACCUCACUCACCGCCCUCACCGCCCUCACCGCCCUCACCGCCCUCACCGCCCUCACCUCACUCACCGCCCUCACCGCCCUCACCUCACUCACCGCUCUCACCGCCCUCACCUCACUCACCGCCCUCACCUCACUCACCGCCCUCACCGCCCUCACCGCCCUCACCUCACUCACCGCACUCACCGCCCUCACCGCCCUCACCGCCCUCACCGCCCUCACCGCCCUUACCUCACUCACCGCCCUCACCGCCCUCACCUCACUCACCUCACUCACCGCCCUCACCGCCCUCACCUCACUCACCGCCCUCACCUCACUCACCGCCCUCACCGCCCUCACCUCACUCACCGCCCUCACCUCACUCACCGCCCCUCACCUCACCGCUCUCACCGCCCUCACCGCCCUCACCUCCCUCACCGCCCUCACCUCACUCACCUCACUCACCGCCCUCCCUCACCGCCCUCACCGCACUCACCUCACUCACCUCACUCACCGCACUCACCGCCCUCACCUCACUCACCGCCCUCACCGCCCUCACCUCACUCACCGCCCUCACCUCACUCACCUCACUCACCGCUCUCACCGCCCUCACCGCCCUCACCUCACUCACCUCACUCACCGCACUCACCGCCCUCACCGCCCUCACCUCACUCACCGCCCUCACCGCACUCACCGCCCUCACCUCACUCACCGCACUCACCGCACUCACCGCCCUCACCGCCCUCACCUCACUCACCGCCCUCACCGCCCUCACCUCACUCACCUCACUCACCGCCCUCACCGCCCUCACCUCACUCACCGCUCUCACCGCCCUCACCUCACUCACCGCCCUCACCGCCCUCACCGCCCUCUACCGCCCUCACCUCACUCACCGCCCUCACCGCCCUCACCGCCCUCACCGCCCUCACCGCCCUCACCGCCCUCACCGCUCUCACCGCCCUCACCGCCCUCACCUCACUCACCUCACUCACCGCUCUCACCUCACUCACCUCACUCACCGCUCUCACCGCCCUCACCGCCCUCACCGCCCUCACCUCACUCACCGCCCUCACCGCCCUCACCGCUCUCACCGCCCUCACCUCACUCACCUCACUCACCGCUCUCACCGCCCUCACCGCCCUCACCUCACUCACCGCCCUCACCGCCCUCACCGCUCUCACCGCCCUCACCGCCCUCACCUCACUCACCGCCCUCACCUCACUCACCUCCUCACACUCACCGCUCUCACCGCUCUCACCGCCCUCACCGCCCUCACCGCCCUCACCGCCCUCACCGCCCUCACCGCCCUCACCGCCUCACCCCUCACCGCCCUCACCGCCCUCACCUCACUCUCACCGCCCUCACCGCCCUCACCUCACUCACCGCCCUCACCUCACUCACCUCACUCACCGCCCUCACCUCACUCACCUCACUCACCGCCCUCACCUCACUCACCUCACUCACCGCCCUCACCGCCCUCACCUCACUCACCGCCCUCACCUCACUCACCGCCCUCACCUCACUCACCGCCCUCACCUCACUCACCGCCCUCACCGCCCUCACCGCCCUCACCGCCCUCACCGCCCUCACCGCCCUCACCGCCCUCACCACCCUCACCUCACUCACCGCACUCACCGCCCUCACCGCCCUCACCGCCCUCACCGCCCUCACCGCCCUCACCGCCCUCACCUCACUCACCUCACUCACCGCCCUCACCUCACUCACCUCACUCACCGCUCUCACCGCCCUCACCGCCCUCACCGCCCUCACCUCACUCACCGCCCUCACCGCCCUCACCGCUCUCACCGCCCUCACCGCCCUCACCUCACUCACCUCACUCACCGCUCUCACCGCCCUCACCGCACUCACCUCACUCACCGCCCUCACCGCCCUCACCUCACUCACCGCUCUCACCGCCCUCACCGCUCUCACCGCCCUCACCAAGCCCCUCACCGCCCUCACCCGCCCUCACCUCACUCACCGCCCUCACCUCACUCACCGCCCUCACCGCCCUCACCGCCCUCACCGCUCUCACCGCCCUCACCGCACUCACCGCACUCACCUCACUCACCGCCCUCACCGCCCUCACCGCUCUCACCGCCCUCACCGCACUCACCUCACUCACCUCACUCACCUCACUCACCUCACUCACCGCCCUCACCUCACUCACCGCACUCACCUCACUCACCGCCCUCACCUCACUCACCGCCCUCACCGCCCUCACCUCACUCACCCACCGCCCUCACCGCCCUCACCUCACUCACCGCCCUCACCGCCCUCACCUCACUCACCGCCCUCACCGCCCUCACCGCCCUCACCGCCCUCACCGCCCUCACCUCACUCACCGCACUCACCUCACUCACCGCCCUCACCUCACUCACCGCCCUCACCGCCCUCACCGCCCUCACCGCCCUCACCGCCCUCACCUCACUCACCGCCCUCACCGCCCUCACCCGCCCUCACCUCACUCACCGCCCUCACCUCACUCACCGCCCUCACCGCCCUCACCGCCCUCACCGCCCUCACCGCCCUCACCGCCCUCACCGCCCUCACCUCACUCACCGCCCUCACCGCCCUCACCUCACUCACCGCCCUCACCGCCCUCACCGCCCUCACCUCACUCACCGCCCUCACCGCCCUCACCGCCCUCACCUCACUCACUGCCCUCACCUCACUCACCGCCCUCACCUCACUCACCGCCCUCACCGCACUCACUCACUCACCGCCCUCACCGCCCUCACCGCCCUCACCGCCCUCACCGCCCUCACCGCCCUCACCGCCCUCACCGCCCUCACCGCCCUCACCGCCCUCACCUCACUCACCGCCCUCACCUCACCUCACCCCCUCACCUCACUCACCGCCCUCACCGCCUCACCGCCCUCACUCCCCGCACUCCCGCACUCCCUCACCGCCCUCACUCCCCUCACUCCUCACUCCCUCACCCCUCACCGCCCUCACUCCCCUCACCGCCCCUCACUCCCCGCACUCCCCUCACUCCCCGCCCUCACCCCCGCACUCCCCCACUCACCUCACUCCCUCACCCCUCACUCACUCACCUCACUCCACCGCUCUCACCGCCCUCACCGCCCUCACUCACUCACCGCCCUCACGCCUCACCGCCACUCACCGCCCUCACCUCACUCACCGCCCUCACCGCACUCACCUCCCACACAGCCUCACUCACUCGCCGCUCACCUCACUCACGCCCUCACCGCCCUCACCUCACUCACCGCCGCAACUCACUCACCGCUCUCACCGCCCUCACCGCCUCACCUCACUCACCUCACCACCCUCACUCACCUCACUCCACCGCCCUCACUCAACUCACCGCCCUCACCGCUUCACCGCCCUCACCGCCCUCACCUCACUCACCGCCCUCACACCUCACUCACCGCACUCACCGCCUCACCUCACUCACCUCAAACACCUCACUCCACGCCCCUCACCUCCACUCACCGCACUCACCGCCCUCACCUCACUCACCGCCCUCACCUCAUCACCUCACUCACCGCCCUAA
This is a messenger RNA of Knipowitschia caucasica, 9237 nucleotides long. Lineage: Eukaryota; Metazoa; Chordata; Actinopteri; Gobiiformes; Gobiidae. The record is from the annotation of a GenBank genome assembly.